Molecule: messenger RNA, 723 nt
Organism: Acanthosepion pharaonis
Lineage: Eukaryota; Metazoa; Mollusca; Cephalopoda; Sepiida; Sepiidae
Source: the annotation of a GenBank genome assembly
AUGUGGGUGUUCCAAUCAUCGUAUCAAACAUUCACUUACACACACGCUCACAAACACAUAUUCUCUUUCUUUCUUUCUCUCUCUCUCUCUCUCUCUCUCUCUCUCUCUCUCUCUCUUUCUUUAUCCUCUUUGUCACCUUUAUCUAUUUAUUUUUCUUUCUUUCCUUCAGAUCUACUUAUAUUCUUCUCACCUCCCUUUCUAACAAUCUUUCCUUCUGUCAGGUUUUUCAGGAUUUCUUCCUUCGAUUUUCUUAAAUUGCCUCUUUUGCGUUUGACUGUUGUUGUCUCUCUCUCUCCCUCUCGCUCGCUCUCUUUCUCGCUCUCCCUUCCCCUCACUUUUAUCUCUAUUUCUCUCUGUUUCUUUUUCUUGUUCUCUCUCUCUUGCUCUCUCUCUCUCUUUCCUCUCUCUCUCUCUUGUUCUUGCGCACUCUCUUUCUUUCAUUCUAUCGCUGUUUCUCUCUCUUUCUAUCUCCAACUCUUACUCUAUUUGUUUCUCUCUCUCUAUCACUCUCUCUUUCUCUCUGAUUCUUUUUCUCUCUUUCGAUCUCUAUUUAUUUCUCUCCCUGUCUCUCUCUUUCUUGUUUCUCUCUUUCUUUCCUUCCCUCUUUCUUUCACCCCCUUUCUCUCUCAAUCUCUUCUUCUCUAUCUUUCUGUGCCCAAGUGUCUAUGUGCCAUGUCUCUUUAUAGCUCCACACAAAUCUCUGUCUUUUGUUGCUGUAAAUAA